AUGUCAAUGUGACAUUAUUGUGAUUUUGAUAAAAUUUGAUUCAGUCGUGACUUCGUAAUUUAUUGAAUUUAUAUCAUAAAACUGGACCAGUUUUGCACUUAUGUAAUCGGAACAAAUAAUUACCAAGUACUGGGAUCGAUACAUAAUACGGUGUCUGUUAGGUGCACUAAUUUAUAACCUAACUUACGAUGCAAUUGGUUACUAGUGUUCGCCUUUUUCGUAGACCUUACACGAUAUGUUAUGUAUCCGAGGAAGGCUUGGUGAUUCCAGACACUCAGUGCUGCAAGCUCCUAGGCAUCGAGUGUGGAUACGGCGACUAUUAUUACGAUAGUGGCUACAGGAACAAGUUGAAGUUUGUGGCCACUGCAUUUUUCCUCCGGCCAUUCGUGCAGGCCUGUAUAAACUCGGAUGAGUACAGGUACAGGGUGUUGUUGCAUUUGCACAAACUUUGUGGAUGCCCUGAGGAUGGGGUAGUGUUUUUGAAACUGAUUCUAGAGCCUCCAGAUAAGGAAAUUAUUGACUAUGGAUGGAAUGAUAGAAUGCUGAGACUAAUUUGGACAAGGGUUGAAAUAGAAAAUGCAUUUUCUUGGCUGUCCACUCUAGGCGGUGCUUAUUCUGCUUUAGGAGACUAUUUUGAACACUGCGCUGAAGAAGCAGGUAGAAUAUCAAUACGACAGUACAAGCUGUCAAAAAUGCUCGGAGACGAAGGCUUAGCUGCUCGUAGCAAGUUAUAUUCUGCCCUAUCAUAUUCCCAGAAGGGGAAAAUCAAAUUAGCUAGGCACGUAGUCCGUAACGUUGCAGAGUUUGGCCGGGCAACAAAGGACAAAAGACUCAUACGUAUGUGUCAAGGUGUAUGGGCCAAGUUGAAAUAUUUGAGAUCUUUGAAGAAGAAACAAGUUGGUGAUGCCACUUGUGACGGUGAUGUGCUGAUGUGUAAAUAAAGUACGUAAUUAAAGUACCAAUACAUUUCACAAAUGUGAAAAAUGAUACAGGAUCUAUUUAUAAUAAAAA
Messenger RNA from Ostrinia furnacalis (Asian corn borer), 1011 nucleotides. RefSeq lists its product as uncharacterized. NCBI's taxonomy places the organism in Eukaryota, Metazoa, Arthropoda, Insecta, Lepidoptera, Crambidae. The transcript is spliced from 3 exons. The coding region runs from base 189 to 941 and encodes 250 amino acids. The record is from RefSeq and is a predicted model, not a curated record.